AUGGGUUCUUGUAAAGAUGAUCAUGAGAAUCAACAAGAUUGCUUAUGGGUUAAUGGACCUAUCAUAGUAGGUGCAGGACCAUCUGGUCUAGCAGUCUCAGCUUGCCUUAAAGAAAAUGGUGUACCUUCUGUGAUUCUUGAGAGAAGUGACUGCAUAUCUUCUUUAUGGCAACAAAGAACCUAUGAUUGUCUCAAACUCCACCUUCCCAAACAGUUCUGUGAACUCCCACUGUUUGGUUUCCCAGAAAAUUUUCCAAAGUACCCAACCAAGCGCCAGUUCAUUUCAUACAUGGAAUCAUAUGCCAGACACUUCUCAAUUGAACCUAAGUUCAAGAAAGAAGUAAAAAGAGCUGAGUUUGAUCAUGGUAGAGGGGUUUGGAGAGUUCAAACUCAGGACUUUGAGUAUGUUUCUAAGUGGCUUGUGGUUGCCACUGGAGAAAAUGCAGAUCCUAAUAUACCAGAAAUUUCAGGAAUUGAGAGUUUUGAAGGGCCUGUGGUGCAUACAAGUGUGUAUAAGUCUGGUGCUGAGUUUAAACAACAGAGGGUUUUGGUGGUGGGGUGUGGAAAUUCUGGAAUGGAAGUUAGCUUAGACCUUUGUAGAUACAAUGCCAGCCCAAAUAUAGUGGUUAGAAGCACUAUUCAUAUUUUACCUAGGGAGAUGUUUGGAUUAUCAACAUUUGGAAUAGCUAUGGCACUGCUCAAAUGGAUACCUCUAAGGUUACUGGACAAGUUCCUCUUAUUGGUGGCCAAUUUCACUCUCGGAAACACAGACAGGUUAGGUCUCUGGAGGCCGAAGACCGGCCCAAUUGAGCUGAAAAAUGCCACCGGGAAGACCCCAGUGUUGGAUGUAGGAGUACUCUCACUGAUAAAAUCUGGAAAAGUUAAGGUGAUGGAAGGUGUGAAAGAGAUAACAAGAAAUGGGGCCAAGUUCAUGGAUGGACAAGAAAGAGAGUUUGAUUCUAUAAUCUUGGCAACUGGGUAUAAGAGCAAUGUGCCUUCAUGGCUCAAGGCCAGUGACUUCUUUACAGGGGAGGGCAUGCCCAAAACACCGUUUCCUAAUGGUUGGAAGGGAGAGAAUGGCUUGUAUACUGUAGGCUUCACUAGAAGAGGCCUUCUUGGGACUGCAUCAGAUGCCAUUAAAAUUUCCCGAGACAUCGGUGAUCAAUGGAGGACAAUCAAGAACAACAAGAAAAUUUGUUUUUCACAUUUUCCCCUAAAUCGAUAG
Messenger RNA from Ilex paraguariensis (yerba mate), 1224 nucleotides. NCBI's taxonomy places the organism in Eukaryota, Viridiplantae, Streptophyta, Magnoliopsida, Aquifoliales, Aquifoliaceae. The record is from the annotation of a GenBank genome assembly.